CUCUGAAUAUACAGUAUUGUUUCCCUAUGUCAAUGAGCGUGGAAACAUAACUGCAAAUAGGUUGCUUGUAAAUUUAAGGAUUAUUCCAUACCCAUGCGUUUAUGUUCAGUUUUAUGAAUAUCGCGCUGUUUUAAUUCUAAAUUGCUGUCUGACAGUGUAUUUUGAAGACCUGAGAAUGGGAACCGAGCUGCUCUCCGACCUCGACAGCCGAUUCUUUGCCGACAACUUGCUGACGAACGAGGAUUGGGAUGCCUGUCUGUACAAAUGUGAGACAAUGGAGGAGGGUGAUGAUGAGGUGGACUACCUGCAGAGUUUCAAAUACGAUUCCAUGUUUGACAGUGAUCUUGUGUUAUCCCUGGAUCCAAGUAGUCCCCUUUCACCAUGGAAACAAGUGACAGAAGAUGUUUUGACAGAAGACAGUGAUCUUUUGAGGGAAAAUAAUGCUGGACCUUCAGAAUUCUUACCUGCAGACAUGUUGAUCCAGGUGAAGUCUGAACCUAGCUCCCCAGCCUCCUGUCACAGCUCUGAGUCUUCUAUGUCUUCAAACUGUGACUCCUCCAGCUUUUAUCAGCAGGGUGUAAAUGGUGAAAGUGCAGUGACUGUCCUAAAAUCUGAGAACCCCCCAACGCCACCCUACAUGUUUGGAGACAUCUUAUCUCCUCCUCUGAGCACAGUUCAGAUUACCAUACCACCAAAAUUGGAAGGUGUGACUACAGGUCUGCUCAAUCACACAGUCCCAGCCCAGCAGACCACAGCAACACUGAAAGCUAGCAGCAUAUUAAAAAGCAAACCAGCAAUCCAGCCCAAACCAGUAUGCGUUACUACAAUCCCUGUGACUCAGACUAGUAGCCCAACCAAGACCAUCAUCUUGCAGUCUGUGCAGGCUAUGGACCAGUCAUUACCAGUUUCAGGCCAGUCCAUGAUGCUUGCACAGUCAGACCUGCUCCAUUUGGGUCCUGUUCCCAGCAUAAUUAAAGUAGAACCUUCAUCUCCGGCCAGUAACAUAACUGCUGUCAGUGGUGUAAGUGGUAGCAGUCCAGCCACAACAUUUACUAGUAGUAAUCUCCUCUCAGGGCCAUCCAAAACAGUGAACAGCAAACCCAUCAUUCCUGCACCCAGUCAUGGUGGCGUCAGCUCUGGCGACAUUGAUAUGAAGGUGCUAAAAAGACAGCAGCGCAUGAUCAAGAACCGGGAAAGUGCUUGCCAGUCAAGGAAAAAGAAGAAGGAAUACUUACAGAGCCUAGAGAGUAAACUACAGGAGGCGCUGUGUGAGAAUGAGAAGCUGAGGAAGGAGAAUGCAUCUUUAAGGAAGUUACUAGAGUCUGUUAAUGAGGGCACUGAUGUCCGACUUGGUUUUGCUAACAACAGGAAAGCAGUGUGUGUCAUGGUAGUCCUGUUGUUCAUCACUUUUAGCUUUGGACCUGUGAGAAUCACAGAUAAAACCCUGGAACCAUCAGCACCAGUAGGAACAGGACCUUUGAAAGGACGGCGUCUUCUGGAAUUUUAUCCAGACCAAGAAGCACAUUUUAAUAAUAACCUGGAAAGAGAAAAGGAAGCAGAACCUAUACGUAUGAAAAUGCGGCGAGAGACUGAAAUGGACAUGAAAGCCUCUACCAGACGCAGUGUCCAUUUCAGAAAUGUUACAGCAACGUUUUCUGAUGUCAAGGACCUGAUGCCGGAUAUGCAUCAGCUCUUCAGUACUUCAGAUUGUCGUCAGUUUAAUCGCACUGAAUCCCUCAGACUUGCAGAUGAGCUGCAUGGUUGGGUCUACAGACACCAAAUUGACCGAAAAAAAUUAGGAGAGAAGCCACAGCGUGCCAAAAAGGCAAGAAUGGCACAGAAGGCCCAACAGAGGAAGUUCAACCUGUCAAGAUAUCUUCCAGCUCAUUCACAAAAGACUGUAGACAGGGUUUCUUCCAGCCAGCUGCAAAUCUACCCUGGACCAGAUCAGAGAAAUGACGAUUUCUUAGAUGCCAUUGACCGCCGAGAGGACACCUUUUAUGUUGUUUCAUUCAGGAGGGACCACUUAUUAUUGCCUGCCAUCAGUCACAACAAGACUUCACGUCCAAAAAUGUCUUUGGUCAUGCCAGCAAUGGCUCUUAAUGAAACAGUCUACAACUCCUCACAAGGCUAUGAAGUGAUGAUGCAGAUCGACUGUGAGGUUAUGGACACCCGCAUCAUUCAGAUCAAGAGCUCCAAAGUCCCUGCUUUCCUGAAGGAACACCGCAGAAUGGACAAUGUAACAUCGUCUUUGCAUGACCGUCACAGUGCGCCAAGUGCAGAGCCCACAAGACAGGAUACGGUCGGCAAAGACAGGGUCGGUCCUCAUACCGAAACCUCAUAUUUCUUCUCUCAGCACGAUGCCGUCUAACUGAGCACUUGAAGGACUGAGAAUAUGAAAGCAGCUGAAGUGCUUGCCCCCUGAAUCAGGGCGGACCCUUGUUAAAACAGCAAGCACUUUACCUAACCACUGUAAUGAACGCUGACUGGCAUGAUUCCUUUCACCUCUGUAACCCUUUGCUUAUUUCAGGACCUCUUUUUGCUUCACUGUGCUCUUCCGUCCGGCUUUGUCCCCUCCAUGUCUAUCUGGUGCAGGUCAGUACUACAAAUAUCGUUGGGUGCAGGGACAUCGCAAACAUGCCAGGUAUGUUGUGUGUGUGUGUGUUCUACGACCUGCGAGACAGAAUUUUCUUUUAAGAGGUGAGAGAUUUGAAUAUGCCUGAUGGCACAAGCAAUAUGUUUAUAUUUGUGAAAACCAGGGUUAUUCUUUUUCCUUUUGUAAAUAGAACACUUCCUGAAAUUCCAGCCUUAUUAUUUUUAUUUGUGUUUAAUUUUUCUGUUAUUUUUUUACCUUUGUGAUAACUUUUGGUUGUGAGGAGUCAAACUUGUAAAUUUAAUUGUCAAGUUGUUUUGUUUUUUUUUAUCUUGUGUGCUAAUUGUAAUGUCAAAAUAAUGUUGAACAAAGUUUGGAUUUAGUCAGAGGGAGUGUGUUUGGUCUGAGGCCAUCUCUGCUAAACAAAAUUGUAUGGUCUGAGCCAUCUGCUCUUGGCUGACAUUCACGAAAGGCCAGUUAGUGUGCAGCUAAUGCAAAAAUGCAUCAGUUUAUGAAUCCCACUGUUGUGACUGCAGACUCAACAAAACUCAGCACUUAGCCCUCAAAACUGUUCAGCUUUCGAAUUUUCAUUGAUGAAUAAUAAGUACUAGCAUCCAUCCUGGACUGGUUCGUACCUGACCCCCAAUACUUCAGAUAGGCUCCAGCCCCAAUAAACCUGAAUUGGAUUCAUCAGACUGGAAGACGGAUUGAUGAAUAGUGAGUAUUAUUUAUGAAAUGAACCUAAUAUUUUCCACAAAUAUAAUGCUUAAUUCAAUAAAUGUUACUCACAGUGAAGCAGUAGUUGUAACAAGUCAUGAAGCCUCAGUUAUAGUCAGACUGGGACUUGUGCCAGUUCUGCAUUUCAAGCCUACAAAUAUAAUAAAAAUUGUGAAGGGAAAUUUACUUCGGAAAUGUUACUGCUGCUGUGCCUCUAAGAUGUUAGCACUCAAUUUUGUAAAGUGCAUGUUAUUUUUGUCGUUUUAUUGUAUACAGUUAUAUUGUAUACUCUGAGAAUCCCCCAACUGAUAUGCAGGCGGUGAUUGGUUCAUGCCAUGUGCCUGCUUAUGCCGGGGGAGUUUAUAGGAAAAGGCCGUCUUCUGUAAUUGAAAGAUGAAUUCAUAGUGUGUGAAUACCCUUAAGGUGUGUUGAAAAAUCCAAAUGGAAGCUUUGUUGAUUUUUUUUAUUAUUAUUAUUAUUAAAUUGUUCUAUACCUUGUACAUACUUGAGUGAAAAUCAUUUGAUUUAAAAAUAAAAAAGACCAAUUUAUGGAAAUAGGCUGUGAGGAUUUGUAAAUACAAGAGUUAACAAUAAAAUAA
Messenger RNA from Erpetoichthys calabaricus (reedfish), 3909 nucleotides. RefSeq names its product activating transcription factor 6 beta (gene atf6b). Gene Ontology annotation, cellular component: nucleus. The record is from RefSeq and is a predicted model, not a curated record. Gene Ontology annotation, molecular function: RNA polymerase II cis-regulatory region sequence-specific DNA binding; DNA-binding transcription factor activity, RNA polymerase II-specific. Gene Ontology annotation, biological process: endoplasmic reticulum unfolded protein response; regulation of transcription by RNA polymerase II. NCBI's taxonomy places the organism in Eukaryota, Metazoa, Chordata, Cladistia, Polypteriformes, Polypteridae.